Molecule: messenger RNA, 1828 nt
Organism: Octodon degus (degu)
Lineage: Eukaryota; Metazoa; Chordata; Mammalia; Rodentia; Octodontidae
Gene: Foxf2
Product: forkhead box F2
Exons: 2
Biological process (GO): animal organ morphogenesis; regulation of transcription by RNA polymerase II
Cellular component (GO): nucleus
Molecular function (GO): DNA-binding transcription factor activity, RNA polymerase II-specific; RNA polymerase II cis-regulatory region sequence-specific DNA binding
Source: RefSeq, a predicted model, not a curated record
GCGGCCCCGGCCCCCGCUCCGGCCCCUGCAGCCUGUAAGGGCGCGGCCAGCGGCACGGGCGCCAAGAAGGCGAGCUCGGGGCUGCGGCGGCCCGAGAAGCCGCCCUACUCGUACAUCGCGCUCAUCGUCAUGGCCAUCCAGAGCUCGCCCAGCAAGCGCCUGACCCUCAGCGAGAUCUACCAGUUUCUGCAGGCGCGCUUCCCCUUCUUCCGCGGCGCCUACCAGGGCUGGAAGAACUCGGUGCGCCACAACCUCUCGCUCAACGAGUGCUUCAUCAAGCUGCCCAAGGGGCUCGGGCGACCCGGCAAGGGCCACUACUGGACCAUCGACCCGGCCAGCGAGUUCAUGUUCGAGGAGGGCUCUUUCCGCCGCCGGCCGCGCGGCUUCAGGCGGAAGUGCCAGGCGCUCAAGCCAGUGUACCACCGCGUGGUCGGCGGCCUGGGCUUCGGGGCUUCACUGCUGCCCCAAGGCUUCGACUUCCAGGCGCCCCCCGCCGCGCCGCUCGGCUGCCCGGGCCAGGGUGGCUAUGGAGGCCUCGACAUGAUGCCGGCGGGCUACGAAGGGGGCGCGGGUGCCCCGGGCCACGCGCACCCUCACCAUCAUCACCACCACCACGUCCCGCAUAUGUCGCCCAACCCGGGCUCCACCUACAUGGCCAGCUGCCCGGUGCCCGCGGGGCCGGGGGGCGUCGGAGCAGCGAGCGGCGGCGGCGACUACGGUCCGGACAGUAGCAGCAGCCCGGUGCCCUCGUCGCCGGCUAUGGCGAGCGCCAUCGAAUGCCACUCGCCCUACACAAGCCCCGCGGCGCACUGGAGCUCGCCCGGCGCCUCGCCUUACCUCAAGCAGCCGCCCGCGCUGACGCCCAGCAGCAACCCAGCGGCUUCGGCCGGCCUGCAUGCCAGUGUGCCAUCCUACUCGCUGGAGCAGAGCUACCUGCACCAGAACACCCGCGAGGAUCUCCCAGUGGGUCUGCCCCGUUACCAACAUCACUCCGCUCCAGUGUGCGACAGAAAGGAUUUUGUCCUCAAUUUCAACGGCAUUUCUUCUUUCCACCCCUCGGCCAGCGGGUCCUACUAUCACCAUCACCACCAGAGUGUGUGUCAGGAUAUUAAGCCCUGCGUCAUGUGAGUUAACGGAUGCCACCUCUCCCCUCUCCUCUCCUCUCCUCCUCUGCUGAGGGGCAGAUCGGCACUUUGAAGAGGACAGCAGCGACAGAUGACACACUCCCGUAUGUGCAUGAGACAGCAGUAAGUAGCACCCCCACCGCUUUUAGCAGAACCCCAGGAUCUUCUUCUACCGCUGGAGGAGGGGAGCCCUAGGCAGGUAACGUCCCAAACCAGGGAGAGCCUGAAGCCAAACCAAGGAGAUGGUGGAAAAUUGCCACGCGUAAGACACAAACUCGUAACUCUGGGAUCUUCAUUGCCUUCUGUAAUCAGGGUCUGAAAAAGCAGACAGGUCGUGUGUAUGUGUGUUUUUCUUUAUCUAUGAAAAACUUGUGUGCUUUUCAAAAAGGCAGUGUGCAAAGCACAGGCGCUCAAGAAAGCCUUAUCCCGCCGCCCGGCUGGCUAGGCAGGAGAGUGGCUCGGCCCAGACACCCCGCUUGGAUACAGGUGCCAAAGAACACUAUGAAGAGACCAUGUAGAACCAACGCGUCUAGUUUAAGAAACCUGUUCUCAGUAUUGUGACAGUACAAUGUUUUUACAAGGUUGUUUUCUACCACCAUAUUCUAAAGAUAUUUUUAUGAUCUUCGUGUAUACUCACACUUUGCUUGUAUUUUAAAAGGAGGAUAUAUUUGCACUUAUGUAUACUUUUACAGUUUGCCAAAAUA